AUGUCGGUAGGGAUGCGUUGCUUGACAGUGCUCUUCUUCGGACCGUUUUCUGAGGGUUUUGUGGCGGAGUUGUCUUGUAUUGUUAUUGCUGUAGCUGAGGAAUGCUUGCUAGUGUGUUCUUCAGUUCAUGCUCGACAUUCAUACGUCAACGAGUAUUCCUUAUCUCGUCGGUUUUAUCGCAUCAGUAGGGCACGCACUUCAAAGCUAUCUGAAUGCAAAUUCGGUCUCCAAAGCUUAGAGAGGAGUCUCGAGGACGUGACAGCGCUCGGCACAGUGUUUACACAACGUGUGCUUCGCAAUGUUUCUUGGGCCACGCGUGCUGUCGCUGCCGCUAGCCGCUGCGCGCAGCUGGCGGCGCGCGGCGGCGGCGCGUCGGGAAGAACACUAGAAUCAAAGCUCCACAUCCCAGUUGGUUGUGGGCAAAGCUCUACACGUUGCAGUGACGGGGCGGAACAAUGUUCCUCCGUUCUUCAGAUACAUCAUCCUUCCUGCUACCUUCCUGCAGCCGCAUCCUCCGCCACCGCCGCCGCCGCCUCCGCCUCCGCCGCCGCCGCCGCCUCCGCCGCCUCCGCCGCCGCGCCGCCGCCCUCCCCGCCCCGCGCCGUCCCCCGCCAAAGAUGCAGCCGCCAAUCCGCGGCCGCCCGGCGUCUCGGGCGCUGGGCGGAGCGGGGAGAGGCCGCGCUGAUAUAUGAGCAACGGAGGCCUUGGUCUCAUAAGAUCCGAGCCCUCCGCGCAGCACGCCACCACCUCCGUCGCUCGUGCUCCGCCGCUGUCCGCUCCGCUCCGCCCGCGCUCCGUCGCCCAGACGAGUCCCCGCCGCCCGUGCACCUGUGCUCUCUCCGCGCCGGACAGUCCGCCGCAGUGUGUGUGCGCGCGCCCGUCCCGCCUGUGCUCGUGUGGGUCGCUGUCGCCGUCUCGUCGCCCGUCCUCAGCGUGCGCUCCGCUUGCUCGUCCUUUGCGUCUGUCUCUGUCUGUCUCUCGUCCGGUCGCUUCCAUCGCAAUGAUGCGCCGCCACUCGUCGUGCUGAGCCGUGGCGGGGGCUGGGGCGGCGCUCGCGCUGCUGGCGCUGGCCGCCCUGGGCGCUGGCGGCAGCUCGCCGGCCGCGCCGCCGCCGGCCCCACGCUCGCCCACCCGCUCUCCAAGCGCUCCUUCUUCGACCUGCAGUGCAAGGGCGUCUACGACAAGAGCAUCUUCGCGCGCCUCGACCGCAUCUGCGAGGACUGCUACAACCUCUUCCGCGAGCCGCAGCUGCACUCGCUCUGCAGAUCUAAAUGUUUCACAAGCCCUUACUUUAAAGGCUGCAUAGAAGCUCUACUUUUGAAUGAAGAUGAAGAAAACCUUACUCAAAUGGAGAUGGAUCCUAUACUGUUGCAAAAGCAAGUUCGAGAUAAUGCUGAUGAGCUCAAUAGUUUUUUGAAGGAAUUGAAAAGUUGGGAGAAAGAUAUGAAGAGAAAAGACCAAGAAUUAAUUAAUAGUGCUACAGAAAGUGUGGCAGUACCACCUGUCAGAAGUAAAAUUAAAAGAAAAAAAGUGACAGAUAAUAGUGAUAAAUCUCCAGUUGUAAAUGAAGUUAAACGUAUAUCAUCAUAUGAUUACACAGCCUGGGACAAAUUUGAUGUGGAAAAAGCGUGUGCAGAAAUUGAUAGUAAAAAGAAAGAAUCAGAAGAGACAGAUUCAGAAACAGAGGAAGACUUAGCAAAUGGUGAUGUUGCACAAUUGAAAGAACAAGCUCUAUAUGAGAAGGAACUGGGAAACCAGCAUGUAAAGGAAAAGAGAUGGAAAGAUGCUAUUGACUGCUACUCGAAGGCUAUCCUUUACAAUCCUCAUGAUGCCAUCUUUUAUGCAAAUAGAGCUCUGUGUUAUUUGAAAACAAAACGAGCUAAAUUAGCAGAAACAGAUUGCACCACUGCAUUACAGUUGGAUAGUACAUAUGUUAAAGCGUAUCAACGGAGAGCAUUAGCCCGUAUUGAAAUUGGUCUCAAAGACGAUGCUAAAGCUGACUUUGAGAAAGUUCUUGAAUUUGAGCCAAAUAAUUCUGCAGCAAAAAGUGAGUUGAUAAAAUUAGAGAAGCAAGGAUCGAGUGCUAUCAAAACAAGAGUGAAAGAGACUAAAAAAAAUGUGGAGAGAAGCGAAAGCGAUCAAAACAUUAGAAAGGACUAUUCAGUGUUAAAGGAGAAAUCAUGUUCCACUAGUACGACUGAAGAAAUAUCAGUGUGUACAAAAAGAGUAGGAGGAGCACCUGAUAUACUGGGUGGAGGAGGGGACACUGGAACUGUGAAAGUUCCAUGCAGCUUUUUGCAAGAAGGAGAUGAGGAUAUUGUUCCUAGGCCGCUGAGAGUAGUGCCUGUUCAAGAAGUUGAGACUAUUGGUGAUCUCCUGAAAAAGAAUUCUAAACCCAAAGAAAUGCUUGAUAACAGCCCUAAGCCAAAAAUAGUUGAAUUGGAAUCGGAAGCAACUGUUACUGAGUCAGUCUCAGUAACUGAGCAAAUUAGUCUACCUACUAGUAGUGCACCUGCUAUUAAAGCUUCCGUUAUGAAAGAAACCAAACAUCAAGACACCAAAUCAUCAGAACUUCAAACAUCAAAUAACAAGGUUGACCUUCCUCCUGUUCCAAAAACAUCUGUACAGUUCCUCGUAUCUUGGAAAAUUGUGAGAUAUAACAGUGAGUUAAGACAUCAAUUUUUAAAGCAAAUUCCUGGUAAUGAAUUUCCACAGAUAUUUCAAGAAUCUCUUGAAAGCAGAGAAUUUAGUGAAAUCAUUUCUACUUUGGCCACAGAAUUUUUAGAAAAAAAUGAUCCUGUUUAUCCUUACCUGAAAGGUUUAUCAGAAGUGAAAAGAUUUUCUGCUCUAGUGAUGUUCAUGUCAAAAACUGAAAAACAAGUGAUUAAAAAGCUGCUUCAGAGUUGUGCUGAAAAUGAAGAAUGUUCCAAAGAAGAUAUUGCCUAUCUUUUGAAAUGUUAUGAAAUAAACAAUGUUAUAGCAAGUAAUAGAAAAUCACAACAAGAAUGUUAUUUAUGA
This is a messenger RNA of Gryllus bimaculatus (two-spotted cricket), 3018 nucleotides long. The record is from the annotation of a GenBank genome assembly. Lineage: Eukaryota; Metazoa; Arthropoda; Insecta; Orthoptera; Gryllidae.